Molecule: messenger RNA, 2238 nt
Organism: Kwoniella shivajii
Lineage: Eukaryota; Fungi; Basidiomycota; Tremellomycetes; Tremellales; Cryptococcaceae
Exons: 5
Coding region: 1-2238 (745 amino acids)
Cellular component (GO): cytoplasm
Molecular function (GO): protein binding; guanyl-nucleotide exchange factor activity
Source: RefSeq, a predicted model, not a curated record
AUGUCGACAGGUCCAACCUUGACUGAUAUACCUAAUGAGGUGGUGCUAGAACAUCUACUGCCCGUAUUGGAUCUGAAGAGUAUCAUUUCUCUUUCUUCCGUGAAUCGUCAAUUCAAUGAUCUGACAUCUGAUCCGACAUUUUGGCGAACAAAGACAUUAAACGAUUUCACUUUCCCAAGCACAUCUCAUCCAUCAUCAUCCAAUAGGGGAUGGUGGAAACGAGUUUAUCUGGGAUUAUUGAGUCCAAAAGCUUUCGUUUGGGGAUCAAGUGACAAUCAUAGAUUAGGAGGUGCAGAAAAAUCAACGACGAUAGUUAAUAGUAGAAAUGGUAGAUUUAUCGAUUUACCUACUGAAAUUAAUUGGAAUAACAACAGUGACAGAGUUGGGAGAUCAUGGAAAGAUGAAUUGAAAGAUAGUUUGACUACUGCUCUCAAAGGUUUCUCAAGUCAAUCCAUCUCAACCUCGUCAAUAUCCUCGAAUGUAAAUAUUGUCAGGGAAGGAAUAAUAGGAGAAGGAGGUGUGGUGGAAUUACAAGCUGGAGGAUGGAGCUUCACAACUAGAACAAGUGAUGGUUCAGUUUGGGUAUGGGGUCAACUAGACGGUUCUAGACCUGGAUUUAGAUCACCUUCAUGGGAAGAUAAAUAUUGCCCAUGUCCCGAACCUACAAAAAUCCCACUACCAUGUAAAGCAGAAUCAAUCUCUGCUGGAAGAAGACAUUUAUUGAUUCUCGAUUCGGAUAAUUUGAUAUGGGAAUUAACAUCUUGGGGAAAGGCAUACCACCAUACUUCUCCCGAACUCACUUCUCCUUCAGGUCAUGGUAUAACCAAAUCUCCACCACAUAUAAUCCAAUUAUCUACCGGCUGGGUACAUUCAGCCGCUUUAUCAAUUAAAGGUGAUAUUCAUAUAUGGUAUCCUUUUUCUUCCACAUACGAAAAUGCUUUAACGAGAAAUGAAGAUUUAAGUGGACCGCUUAAUAACCAUAACGAAGAUGAAAACCAAGAUCAAGAUCGAAGUCGAAAUGAAGUAAAUAUCCCAGAUGACGGAAGAGGAUUGAAAUAUGGUAAAGUAGGAAAUGAUGUUGUACAUACUUUACCUCCAUUACCCCUUCGACCACAAACCGAUACCACGUCGCCUACCACUCUUUCUUCUCACACGUCCGACAGCGGUGCAGCACGAUUCGGGACUAAGAGACUGCAGGAACUGAGUAUCGAAUGGCAAGAAUAUCAAUCGUCUCGUUCAACAAAGAUUAUAGAAGAAGAGCAGAAGAUAAUCAAGAUUGCAAGUGGCGAAGAUUUCGUUGUUGCACUCAAGAAGAACGGAGAGGUUUGGUUGACUAAAGUGAAAGAAGGAGAAGCACCUUACUGGCAAUAUAUGCAAUAUUUCUCAUCACCUUCAAUAACUCAUAUCACCGCGCAAUUCCGUUCUUUCACGACAUACGCUACACCCACCGCUACUUCUAGUAAAUCAGCAGUAUAUCAUACUAUCAUAUCUGAAUACUCGGCCAAUUUAGGGGAAAGAACUUUACCUAAACAAUUAGAAUCAUUACAGAAUAAAGGCAUAAUCCAAGUAGCUAUUGGAGACUAUCAUUAUGCUGCGUUGACUGAUAAAGGUGAAAUGUUGACUUGGGGUCAAGGUGAUUCAGGUCAAUUAGGUAGAGGAAAAGAUAAAUCAGGUUCAGAACCUGUUAAAGUGAUUUUUCCUCAAGAGCGUCAAUCUGAACGUAACGAACAACAAGAUGAAAGUUUCGUGUUUAGUAUAACUGCUGGUGGAUGGCAUACCGGUGCUCUGGUCCUGGGCGAUCUGAAACCAAGAUCCAAGGAUCAAAUUGUAGAACAAAAAGGUGACUUAUCCAUUAAUCAAGUGAAGCAAGACAAUAAAGAUAUUGCAGAAGAAGAACAUGGUAAUAUGCCAGGAGGAUUCCCAUAUAACAUGAAUCCUGUUCCGGUCCCACCUAACAGAGGCGGCAGUCAAAUAAGAGCUAUGCCUUUUUUUAGAGUAGGAUUCGCAGGAAGAGGAGCAAAUACCGGUGGUGCAGGAAGAGGUAAUCACACUACGCAAGAUCAGGAUCAAACCCAAGGUCAAGGGGCAGGUGUAGUACCAGGAGCGACAAGAGGAGAUGGGCCGCUCUUCCGAGUUGGAUUCGCGGGUAGGGGCGCGAAUACUGCAGCGGGACGAGGUAGAGGUGCUGGCGGUAACGAGACUCAUGAAGCAAGAGAUGGGACACCUGAGCAAUGGUAA